ACAGGAUACCGGAAGUAGAAUUGACUCAUUGCUAAAACCGCUGUAAGAAUGUAAACAAGAGGAGUUAUGCUAGCUGAUAUCUGCCAUGCUAAUCUGUUUACAACUCGAUUAAACGGAUUUUUGUAAGAAUGAAAAGAGGAAAUGGACAUACACACACGGCCAACGCUAUUUACUGAAAUAGCACAUGGCCUGGGCUUCUGGACGGACCGAUCAGCAUUGCAUGAAGCAGCAGCUCAUGGACGAGCAGCAGAACUUCAGAAGCUCAUUAAAAAUGGAGCGUUGGUCAACACUGUGGCUGUGGACUCCAUAACUCCAUUGCAUGAGGCUUGUAUUCAAGGCCAAACACAGUGCGUACAGCUGCUACUGGAAGCUGGAGCUCAUGUGAACGCACGUAACAUAGACGGGAGCACACCAUUGUGCGAUGCCUGUGCAGCUGGCAGCCAAGAGUGUGUGAAGCUGCUGUUGCAGUACGGAGCCAUGGUGAACCCUCCUCUCUUCACUUUUUCUCCCCUUCAUGAAGCCUGUAUGGGGGGCAACCCCGAGUGCGUUAGGCUCAUGAUAGCGAAAGGAGCUCUCUUGGAGGCUCACGAUUGCCACUUCGGGACUCCCCUUCAUGUGGCUUGUGCCAGGCAGCAUCUAGACUGUGUCAAGAUUCUACUGAAUGCAGGUGCAAACGUAAAUGCUGCAAAGAUUCAUGAGACGGCCCUCCACCAUGCCGCUAAAGCAAACAACCUGGAGAUGAUUGAGCUCUUAAUCGAGUUUGGGGGUAGCGUGUUUUCCAGAGACAACCUUGGCAAAAAGCCAAUCGAUUACGUCAGCCCUGGUUCGGCCACAGCGGUCUGCCUCAAGUUCUACGAAGAUGAACCGCUUAGUCUUCAGCAGUUAAGCAGAGUGGCACUCAGAAGUGCAUUGGGGAAACGAGCACUGGAGGCGGUGCCACAGCUGGGUUUACCCAAUCGGAUGAUCUGCUACCUCACUUACAUGCCCACUCCGCCUCAUGAACUCCUAACAAGAGCACAAGUCGAGCUGACCGACCGAAGCUGACCGACUGUCUGGAAAUAUAUUAUACGUACGUCCCAGAUGACGUACUGUACACUAUGCACUUACACUUUAUCGUCUAGUGUAUACAAUUUAAAAGGGUAGUAUCUUACCAAACGGAACACUAACAUUUUUACUGACCAGAAGUAUAAGCUGUUUCCCCAGUCGAUGGCAAAAAGACACAAAAACACAUGAAAAUGUAUGUAAACGCAUGUUUAAUUGCAAAUGCAAAUUUUGCAAAAAUAAAUCACACAGUAUGAGCUCUUUUAAAAGACUAUUCUGCUAUAGAACUAAAGCUGCUUCUGUUAAGAAUGUCAGAGAAUAGUGCAUAAGUAUGCAGUUUGGGAUGCACUUCUUAGUACAGCAGUGUAUAAAUAAGGCUCAAUUCAUGCGCAGAUCGAAAUUCAACAGUUCUUCUUUUGCGCUGGCUGAACAAGAAAAUCGGCUCACAAACUCUCAAUGUAUGUAGUAUUUAUUUGUUGGAUGUAUUUACAUUUACAUUCUCAUCUGUAUACAGUUUAGUGUGUAUUGUAAAUUGUAUGUUUGUAAUCUAGAUUUCAUCUUAACAUGUAUCGUACACAUUCUGCUCCCAAGAUCAAAAAGUCUAGAAAUGAUUAUCACUCUGUAUUUGUUUAAAGUUAAAAAGUCUUAAGAGUGUCAGUGAUGCCAAGUGUCAUAAAACUGGUAGUGAGGAAAAAAUA
Messenger RNA from Tachysurus fulvidraco (yellow catfish), 1739 nucleotides. It is a transcript of the gene asb13b, whose product is annotated as ankyrin repeat and SOCS box containing 13b. The coding region runs from base 142 to 1044 and encodes 300 amino acids. Gene Ontology annotation, biological process: positive regulation of protein catabolic process; intracellular signal transduction; protein ubiquitination. Gene Ontology annotation, molecular function: protein binding. NCBI's taxonomy places the organism in Eukaryota, Metazoa, Chordata, Actinopteri, Siluriformes, Bagridae. The record is from RefSeq and is a predicted model, not a curated record. The transcript has 6 exons.